GUCUGGGUACCCUGUCACACUUGUCACAGUUUUCUUAAACAGUCAGAAAUUUAUGUCGCAAAUAGUUAUAGUAUUUUAUUAUUCGUUUAUUUAGGUAUAUGACUAGUAAUUUAUAUUUUACAAGAACAAAAUCUAAGUAUAUUAAAAAGUCUUGAAAACCAAAACAAUAGUUUUAAUUUUAUAAAAGUACAGAGGGGGCGUAUGUUAAAAAUACAUUGGAUUAUAUAGUAUCCAAAAAUGGAUAAACAACGUAGAAAUAAAAGCUUUUCUAAUAAAGCUAUUUCUCGCCGCAAUCUGAAGAAAAUAAAAAUUUACCUUGAUUUUCUUUCAUGCCACCCGAAUAUUCCAACUCCAAAUAAUUUCGAACAACUGCCGGCGAAAUUGUCCUGUACUCGGAUACGUCAUGAUUAUGAUAUCAAGAAUCAAAGUAGUAAGCCAACUCCAAGUCAUGAUCAUGUCACUGAGAAAUUUGUUAAUAGUACCGUUCAUGAUAGUGCUAUGGAUUGUUCUGAAGACAAUAACAGUUCGACCCUCAUUGAUGAAAAUCAGAUUCCUCUGGAUAGAAAUAAUGAAAGUGAAAAUAAUGAUGGGAAUAAUGCUUGUUUUUUCAAUGAUGAAAAUCAGAUUCCUGUGGAUAAAAAUAAUGAAGAGGAACAUGUGAAUGCAGAGAUUAAUAAUAGUGUUAAAACGAGAAAUUUUCGUUCAUUUAAUAUUUCAAUGAAUUUCACUAAUAACAUUUUUAUGUUUCAAAACAGGAAUACCACUGUAAAAGAUCAUUUACUAUGUGUAGUGGCUUUAUCUCUGCGACAUCAUUGGAGUUAUGAAUGUAUUUUAGAUACGUUUCGAUAUAUAAAUAAUUCAUAUGGAAGUACAGAAUUACCGACGACUAAACAAGCUCUUUGGAAAGCUUUAGGUCGUAACGAUUCUCAAGUAAUAAAAUAUUUUUACUGUCGAGAAUGUGACGAUUUUUUAGGAGAAAAAUCAAAAAUUUCCGACGAGUUACAACAGUAAUGCUGUUGUGGUGCAUGUGGUCCGAAAGUAAAAAAUUCAGAAUUACAUGAAGGUUAUUUUUUAUAUAAUAAUAUAACAUCGCAAAUUCAACAAUUAUUGUCUUCAGCAGAUAUUAUUGACGCAAUAAAAUAUAGAUUACAAAGGCAGAAACGUCAUUCUGAAAAUCUGGAAGACAUCUAUGAUGGAAGUGAAUAUAAAAAACUGAGUUCAUCGGGAAUUUUAAAAAACUGGUACAAUUUAUCGUUAACGCUUAAUACUGACGGAUGUCAAGUAGCUAAUUCUUCGAAUACCAGUGCCUGGCCAAUUUUCGCGCAAAUCAACGAGCUUCCACCUCAUUUAAGGAAAAAGCACAUGCUGUUAGUAGGAGUCUAUGUAGAUAAAAAAAAACCAUUAAUGAAUAAUAUUCUGCGACCUUUUAUUACUGAGCUGCGUGAAUUAUAUCAAGAUGGAGUAACUUGGAAAUCAUCUCAUGGAGUAGAGAUAACUUCGAAAAUCAUAGUAACAAUGGGUUGCUUUGAUUCCCCAGCCCGAUCAGCCGUAACUCGUUUUAAACAGUAUAAUGGCUAUGACAGUUGUUUAUAUUGUUAUACUAAAGGUAAAUUUGUGGCGAGUAAGAAAGUUGUGUUUCCUGCCCGAAAAAAUUUCACACGAUUGCGCACAAAAAAGUGUAUAGAGACUGCCAUGUAUGAAGCUAGCGAAAUCAGAAAGCCUGUUACAGGAGUAAAGGGUAUUUCAGCAUUAAUAACAUUACCGUUGUUUGAUAUAAGCAAAGGAGUGAUAGUUGAAUCGAUGCAUGCUGUGUACCUUGGCGUUGUAAAACAACACAUGACAUUACUGCUAACUUCAACAAAUGCACCUUAUUAUGUUGGAAAUCCUGAUUUGUGUAAAAUAAUAGAUGAAUGUUUGUUAUCUAUUAAACCUCCUUCUCGCCGAUCAAGAAAACCUAGAUCUAUUUCCACUUACAAGCAGUGGAAAGCCUCUGAAUGGAGAAAUUGGCUUGAUUACGCUCCGGUCUGUUUGAAAAAAGUUUUGGAUGAGAAAUAUGUGCAUCACAUUGCUCUUUUAUCAGAAGCAAUGCACUAUCUUAACAACGAUUCAAUUACUCCAAGUGACCUAGACCGUGCAGAAGAAUUAUUGAAAGAAUAUGUUGAUCUAUUUCAAAAAUAUUUUGGGAUUGCCAAUAUGAGUUCCAACAUACAUUUAAUCAGCCAUCUUGUUCAAUGCAUACGCAACUGGGGUCCAGCUUGGGGAUACUCAGCAUUUACGUUCGAGGCGUGGAACAAGAAACUACUAGAUCAACUUACUAGUUCACACUGCCGAGCUGAACAGAUAAUAACGCGUUUUUUAAUGGAAAAAUUUAUAAUAACAUCGUCUUCUGAUAACAGAGUGUCUGUUGAAACAAGGAAUUUCAUUAAAAAAAUUCUUAAACUACCUGUUACGAACGAUAAGGUAAAUUCACAAUCAAAAAUCUAUUGCAAAGGUAAAUCCGUAAAACGCUCGCCGACUCUUCAAGAAAUUGCAGCAUUAACUGCAGCUGGAUAUUCUCCCGACAAUUUGACAUGCUAUGAAAAAAUGAGUCAUAAUAAAGUAAAAUAUAAUUGCUAUAAUAUGGAAAAGGACGUUAAAUUCUGCGAUUCAGUAAUAAAUGAUGGGAAUGGAACCUAUGGCAUUAUUCAGUCAGUCAUCAAGUUUACUCAUGAGAAUUAUACUGUUUGUGGUUUAUUAAUGUUAACUUACAAUAAAGAAGAAAGUGCAUUUCAAACACGACAUAUAAGCAAAGUUAAAAUUUCUGAAAAUUUAGUUUUUGUCUGUGAAGAUGCCAAGAUAAAACCAGCAUGUCGCAUGGAACUUUCAGGAGAAACUUACAUUGUAACUCUUGCAAACUGUUGGGAGACAGACUGAAUGAAAGUAUCAAAAAUUUCGAAGAUAUGGUCCCCAAUUAUUGAAAAUUUAUAAUG
This is a messenger RNA of Cotesia glomerata, 2969 nucleotides long. RefSeq lists its product as uncharacterized. The transcript is spliced from 3 exons. The record is from RefSeq and is a predicted model, not a curated record. Lineage: Eukaryota; Metazoa; Arthropoda; Insecta; Hymenoptera; Braconidae. The coding region runs from base 1363 to 2913 and encodes 516 amino acids.